GUUUGAACGUAUAACAGUGCCGUAUAAAUAUGAUAGUAAUACAACCCAGACAAACUAAAUCUUCUUCCCUGCAAUGCGCACCAAGAGGAAAGGAGAAGAAUCAGAAGAAUUCUUCUCCGAUCCUAACAAUGGGUAUCCUGUUCUCCAAACAGGUGCAGCGUAGAAUAGCCAUAUCGCGCGAGAAGAAGAUUCUCACCGAUCUUCACCUCAACUCGGGUAACGAAUUCCCUGGAUUCGAUUACCGCCCUCCAGAUCGGAAGAAUUGGAUGUCAGGCCUCGAUCCGCAGAAACUUCGCAUAAACCAGAUCGUUUGGCCGGGUACCCAUGACUCAGCAACUGACAAAAUUGGUGUCCCAUUCAUCACUCGCCCAUUUGGGCAAUGCCAGACUCUGUCAAUCUACCAACAGCUCGUAAGGGGUACCAGGGUCCUGGACAUCCGAGUUCAGGAGGAUCGCCAGGUGUGCCAUGGCAUCCUGAUCACGUAUGGGAUUGAAGUUGUCAUCAAAGACAUCAAGGAGUUCCUGGCUGAGACCCAAUCAGAGAUAAUCAUUCUAGAGAUGCGCACAGAAUAUGGACACCAAGACCCACCUGAAUUUGACAAGUACUUGGAAGAACAACUGGGCGAGUUCCUGAUCCACCAGGAUGACCGUGUGUUUGAGAAGACGGUGGCGGAGUUACUGCCAAAGAGAAUUAUAUGUGUGUGGAAGCCAAAGAAGGCAGAUCCACCCAAGGCCGGCGGUCCACUAUGGAGUGCCGGCUACUUGAGGGACAAUUGGAUCGAUACCGACUUGCCGUCGACCAAGUUCGAGAGCAACCUCCAGUUUUUGAGCGAGCAGCCACCUGUGUCAAAUAGGAAAUUCUUUUACAGGGUGGAGAAUACGGUGACGCCACAGGCCGAUAACCCUAUAGUGUGUGUGUGGCCGGUGACUAGAAGGAUCCAUGUACAUGGAAGGCUUUUUCUAUCGCAGUGCAUCUCUCGGGGUUGUGCGGAUCGAUUGCAGAUCUUCUCCACGGAUUUCAUCGACGAGGAUUUUGUGGAUGCAUGCGUCGGGUUUACACAUGCUAGAAUACAAGGCAAGGCCCCCUGAGAAAAUCCAAGCAUUUUGAUUAUUAUUCAUGUGUGGGUUGUCAAUCCGAAUUCCGAAAUUAUACUUCCAUAUAUCCAUAUGCAUGUUAAUUAAUUUCCUUUUCGUUACAUCUUAAUUCACUUCCUUUUUCAA
Molecule: messenger RNA, 1220 nt
Organism: Nelumbo nucifera (sacred lotus)
Lineage: Eukaryota; Viridiplantae; Streptophyta; Magnoliopsida; Proteales; Nelumbonaceae
Biological process (GO): lipid metabolic process
Molecular function (GO): phosphoric diester hydrolase activity
Source: RefSeq, a predicted model, not a curated record